AUGGUGACAGGCGGUAGUGAUGGCGGUGGCGGCGGCGGGCGGCACCGGCGGCUGCGGCUGGAGGAAGCGGCGGCGGCGGCGGUGGUAGUAGCAGCCGGGCGCGGCGCCCGAGCCCAAAGCGCGGCCCGCCCCAUGGCCGCCGCCAUGGGCAUGACGCCCAAGGAGCUGUCUGACUUUGACGACCUCGUCACGGCCCUCGUCCUCGACCCCUACCUCGGAUUCAAGACGCACAAGAUGAACCUCAAGUUUCGGUCACCAAAGGCCAAGACGGAUGAACUGAAGAAGGUUGUGUUGGAGUUCCAGCAGCAUCAGGACUACGACAAGGCGUAUGCGAGCGUUGCCUCCAAGGACUGGUAUCCGUCUUUAUUUGGUGCCAGGACAGCUGCAACAUUCACCGCCCGACAAGCCUUAUUUAAAGAACACCUGUUCCGGUAUUUGCGGAUCUUCGACAAGGCGAGCGGGUUCACGAUCGAGCCGUGCACCCGGUACUCGAUGGAGGGCCACGUUGGGGGCCGCCUUGUGGCGACGCGGAUGUGGGAGAAGAACCAGAACAUCGACAUGCUCGUGGGCUGCAUUGCGGAACUGACUGAGGAAGAGGAAGAACAACUCCUGCGCCCCGGCUUGAACGACUUCUCGGUCAUGUACUCGUGUCGCAAGAACUGCGCCCAGCUCUGGCUCGGCCCGGCCGCGUUCAUCAACCACGACUGUCGGGCCAGUUGCAAAUUUGUUGCAACUGGGAGAGACACGGCGUGUGUGAAGGCAUUACGAGAUAUAGAAGUGGGCGAGGAAAUCACGUGCUUCUAUGGCGAGGACUUCUUUGGUGACGCCAACUGCAAUUGCGAAUGUGAAACGUGCGAGCGGCGAGGAAGUGGGAAGUUUUCGGUGCGAUCCGCAGACCUAAAUGGUUCGGACGAGAAAGAAAACGGCUACAACCUCCGAGAAACGGACGGGCGUCUACAUCGGCUCCGAUGGGACAAGAUUCUCGGCGGCGGCAGAACAACAACCGAUGCUUCCUCUCAAGUCUCUUCAUCUUCCUCAUCAUCGUCAUCGUCAUCUUCUGGGACUGGUGGCGGCGGCAAGUCAGGUUCAGCAGCAACUGCGACGGCAACGCGAAAUGGUCACAAGCCGCUGCAAAACGGCGGUGGCGUCAAGUCAGCUGUUGCUUCUGCGGUGGCGUCCCGAAAGCCGGUGAUUGCUCGCGCGCGGGCCGAUUCCACGACUCCGCUGGCCCGAGUUCGUCGGUCGCGACGGCGGCGGCAACUUGAAGAAGAGGAGGGUGAAGAAGAAGAGGAGGAAGUGGGAGUGGUAUUGCAAGAGGUUGAGGCGGCAGUGGCGGUCGAGGUGGAGGAUGAUGCGCAUCGUCGGAAGGGUGUUGAUGUCAUUGAAUGCGGCCACUUCUUGUCUUCUGCCUCUUCUUCAUCGUCGUCGGCGGCGGCGAACCACCAAGUGUGUCAGCAACGGCGAGCCCUGCUCAGUGCCGCCAUGUUCCAUCCCGAGUACGAGGUGCUCAAGAUGGAGGGCAUCACGCCGACGGCGCUUCGACAGCAACAGCGGAGGAGCAAGCACAAGCGGAACAAGCAUCACCGGAAGAAGAGGAAGCGGAGGGAGUCGCCUGUGUGGACGCCUUCACCGCCGCCACUGCCGACGGACCUGGAGCACGUGUCACCCAAGCGGCUCAAGUUGAUUCCUUCCGUUUCCGGUUCCGGUGGCGGGAGGCAGUUGCUUGCAUUGAUGUCGUCAUCGUGUCGAGCGAUUCCUGAAGAAAUCCCUGCGGUGAUUGGGUUCUUUUUCAAGUGGCUUCCACGUGCGGCCAUUGCGGGGAAUUUCCAAAAUUCGACGUACUGUAGUCUCCUUCUCCUCAUUGAAUAA
This is a messenger RNA of Notodromas monacha, 1869 nucleotides long. NCBI's taxonomy places the organism in Eukaryota, Metazoa, Arthropoda, Ostracoda, Podocopida, Cyprididae. The record is from the annotation of a GenBank genome assembly.